This is a messenger RNA of Tarenaya hassleriana, 3396 nucleotides long. RefSeq names its product FT-interacting protein 1. Bases 203 to 3235 code for a protein of 1010 amino acids. The transcript is spliced from 7 exons. Lineage: Eukaryota; Viridiplantae; Streptophyta; Magnoliopsida; Brassicales; Cleomaceae. The record is from RefSeq and is a predicted model, not a curated record.
AACUCUCACAAUACAUAUAUAUAUAUAUAUACACAUAUAUAGAAGCUAUAUAUGUGUAUCAUUUCACUGGAAGAUUGAAGAGGGAGAUCUUAAUCAGAUUACCACAUUAAAGUCUUCACCUUUCAAACUCGUUCUUGUUAAAGGUGAAUCUUGAUACUUUGGACGCCAUAUUACAGUUCUUUUGCCAUAGUGGUCGCGCAAAAUGAUGAUGAGCAAUCUGAAACUGGGUGUGGAUGUGAUCGGAGCUCAUAAUCUUCUCCCGAAAGACGGGUUAGGUUCAUCCAGCGCCUUUGUCGAGCUCUUCUUCGACGGUCAGAAGUUCCGCACGACGAUCAAAGAGAAAGACCUGAACCCUGUCUGGAACGAGAGCUUCUUCUUCAACAUCUCCGACCCGUCUCGUCUUCACUACCUCACUCUCGAAGCUUAUGUCUACAGCCAUAUCAGAUCCACCAACGGCCGUUCCUUCCUCGGCAAGGUAUCUCUCUCCGGAACCUCGUUCGUCCCUCACUCCGACGCCGUUGUUCUUCACUACCCGCUCGAGAAACGCGGUAUCUUUUCCCGUGUGAAAGGCGAGCUCGGCAUGAAGGUUUAUGUCUCAGACGCUGCUUCGUUGAAAUCCUCUGUCCCUUCUCCUUCUGAAAAUCUUGAUCCCCAAGCCAUAACUGCUUCUCAGACAGUUUCAGCAAUGAAGGUAGAACACCGACCCGAGAAGGAAAGGCGCGUCUUUUACCAUCUCCCAAACGAUCAUCACCAUCCACAAUCGUCGUCUUCAGCGGCUGAAGCAGAUCAUCAUCAUCAUCAUAAUGAACAUCAUCACCAUUAUGUGCCGAAACACCAGGCUGAUGAGCUGAGACCUGAACCAGCACCACCCGCGAAGCUUGUCCAUGCGCAUUCUCUUGCGUCGGCUCAGCCCGCGGAUUUCGCGCUCAAAGAAACAAGCCCGAAUCUCGGCGGCGGGAGAGUCAUUGGCGGCCGUGUUGUUCACAAAGACAAGACCAACACAACUACUUAUGAUCUUGUCGAGAGGAUGUAUUUCCUCUACGUGCGCGUCGUCAAGGCUCAUGAGCUUCCGAUUAUGGAUAUCACCGGAAGUAUCGAUCCAUUCGUCGAGGUAAGAGUUGGGAACUACAGAGGAAUAACACGACAUUUCGAGAAGAGACAGAACCCGGAAUGGAACCAAGUUUUCGCCUUUGCGAAGGAGCGAAUGCAAGCAUCGAUACUCGAAGUCGUGGUGAAAGACAAAGACCUCGUGAAAGACGAUUAUGUCGGGUUUGUACGCUUCGACAUCAACGAUAUUCCUCUGCGUGUGCCUCCGGACAGCCCCCUUGCUCCACAGUGGUACAGAUUAGACGACAAGAAAGGCGAGAAGAUCAAAGGCGAGCUAAUGCUUGCUGUCUGGAUCGGGACACAAGCCGAUGAAGCCUUCUCGGAUGCUUGGCAUUCCGAUGCUGCAAUGCCCGUAGAUUGCACUCCCGCUAUCUCAGCAGUUCUUCGGUCAAAGGUCUAUCACGCCCCGAGGUUAUGGUACGUCCGAGUCAACGUGGUCGAGGCACAAGACUUGGUUCCGACUGAGAAAACCAGGUUCCCUGAUGUCUAUGUCAAGGCACAGAUCGGGAACCAGGUCAUGAAGACCAGAACAUGUCAGGCUCGGACACUUAGCGCGUUAUGGAACGAAGACCUUCUGUUUGUCGCGGCCGAACCCUUUGAAGAUCAUCUGGUUCUCACAGUUGAAGACAGAGUCGCUCCAGGAAAAGACGAGAUCCUUGGGAGAUCUAUCAUCCCAUUAACCACAGUAGAGAAACGAGCCGAUGAUCGGAUGAUACAUUCAAGAUGGUAUAAUCUGGAGAAGCCGGUUGUGGUCGAUGUUGACCAGCUAAAGAGAGAAAAAUUCUCGAUGAGGAUCCAUCUUCGGGUUUGUCUCGAAGGAGGGUACCAUGUUUUAGAUGAGUCUACUCACUAUAGCAGCGAUCUCCGCCCGUCUGCAAGGCCGCUAUGGAGACAACCGAUUGGAAUUCUCGAGCUCGGGAUCUUGAACGCUGUUGGUCUCCACCCGAUGAAAACCCGUGAGGGCCGAGGAACAUCCGAUACAUUCUGCGUCGCGAAAUACGGUCAGAAAUGGGUGAGGACGAGGACAAUGGUGGAUAACUUGAGUCCCAAGUAUAACGAGCAGUACACGUGGGAGGUUUUCGAUCCAGCAACGGUUCUAACCCUCGGUGUGUUCGAUAACGGACAGCUUGGGGAGAAAGGAAACAGAGACGUAAAGAUCGGGAAGAUCAGAAUCCGGCUAUCGACAUUGGAGACAGGUCGUAUCUAUACGCAUUCUUACCCGCUUCUCGUUCUUCACCCGGCAGGGGUCAAGAAGAUGGGCGAACUUCACUUAGCGGUUCGAUUCACUUGCGUCUCGUUCGCGAACAUGCUUUACGAGUACUCGAAACCAUUACUUCCGAAAAUGCAUUACAUCAGACCGUUCUCUGUCAUGCAACAAGACAUGCUUCGCCAUCAGGCUGUCCAUAUUGUAGCAGCUCGGCUGGGAAGAGCGGAGCCUCCGCUUCGAAAAGAGGUUAUUGAGUUCAUGUCGGAUACGGAUUCGCAUCUUUGGAGUAUGAGGAAGAGCAAAGCCAACUUCUUUCGGCUGAUGACCGUCUUCUCCGGGUUCCUCGCAGUCGGGAAGUGGUUUUCCGACAUCUGCUCGUGGCGAAACCCGAUCACGACCGUUCUUGUCCACGUCCUGUUCCUGAUGCUUGUCUGUCUACCCGAACUGAUUCUUCCCACGAUGUUCCUAUACAUGUUCCUGAUCGGACUGUGGAACUACCGGUUCAGGCCGAGAUAUCCGCCGCACAUGAACACGAAGAUCUCGCAGGCCGAAGCGGUUAACCCGGAUGAACUGGACGAAGAGUUCGACACGUUUCCGACCACUCGGAGCCCAGAUAUGGUACGGAUGAGGUACGACAGGCUAAGGAGCGUGGCGGGACGGAUUCAGACUGUGAUCGGGGAUUUGGCGACACAAGGGGAGCGUAUUCAGGCGCUGUUGAGCUGGCGUGAUCCACGCGCGACCGCCAUUUUCGUCAUUUUCUGCUUCGUGUCAGCCAUUGUUUUCUUCGUGACGCCGUUUCAAGUGGUCGUGGCUUUGGUCGGAUUCUACGUCAUGAGGCAUCCGAGGUUUCGACACCGGUUACCCUCCGUCCCGGUCAACUUCUUCCGCAGGUUGCCAGCUCGUACGGACAGUAUGCUUUAAAGUCCCUGGUCCUUGGGACUCGGUCGUUCGGACAAAAUUUGAAAGACAUAUAGUAAUAAUACAUGCGUUAUAUUUUGAUUCUAAAUUUUGAGUAUACUUUUUUUUUAAUGUUAUUUCGUACGUUUAUAAUGUCUUUGUGUUUCUUUUGUUUAAAAAUAAAA